This is a messenger RNA of Plenodomus lingam JN3, 2106 nucleotides long. RefSeq lists its product as uncharacterized. The record is from RefSeq and is a predicted model, not a curated record. NCBI's taxonomy places the organism in Eukaryota, Fungi, Ascomycota, Dothideomycetes, Pleosporales, Leptosphaeriaceae.
AUGCCGUCCAACACUCUCUACCGCCCCACCUCCUCUUGCGACUGGGCUGCUGACGACGACGACGACUUCGACUUUGAAGCCUGGAAAGCCAACGCUGACGCCUCUGCGCCCUCAAUCUCUGAACUGGGGCCUCUACAACCCAUCGUCGGCAAGUCACAAGAGGACGAGGCCACCUUGACCACACAAUACCCCACCAGCCUUUCAUCCUCACCGUCGAUAGAUUCCAACACAUCUGACAUCGACAUCAACACAUCCGACACCGACACCAACACAUCCAACACGGACUCCAACACAUCCGACACCAACUCCAACUCAUCCGACACCGACUCCUACACGUCCGACACCAUCUCCAACACAUCCAACACUGACACCACCGCACUAAUCUCUGACAUCUCCUCCACCGUCAACGACAUCAUCGCAUCCCAGGUCCGCUAUGCUCAAGAAGACCUCGUAUGUCACGCACUGGGAAAAGUCCCCGGACUACCAGCCUACCCCGAAAUGAGCUAUUACGUGUACCCGAACCUCCAGCCGAAGCAUCGCACAAACUACGCUUCCAAUUGGCAGCGCUUCAAGGCUGACAAUGGAUUCGAUUGUCGACGCACUGUCGUCUUUCGUUGGUCUCGGCUGCGAAUCGUUACGGAUGUGGAUGGGGAUGAGAAUGCCAUUCUGCCUUACGUUGAUGAGGCUGAGGAAGUCGUUCAGCCAUAUGUCAAUACGGUCGAGGCUGCGUUCAAGCCAUAUGUGGAUGAGCCCGAGGAAGUCAUUCAACCGUUUGUGGAUGAGCCCGAGACUACUUUUACGCCAUUCGUAGACGAUGUCGAAGCUACUUUUAAGCCAUAUGUGGAUGAGGCUGAGGACGUUAUCCAACCAUGCAUCGAUGAAGCUGAUGCCAAAGUCCAGCCAUACUCCGACGACGACAAGGCUCUCGACGUAACCAGUGAGAUGGACAUUGACGAUGUGCCCUCAACUACGUCUUCUAGCGAUGAUACCGACGACAGCUGGGAGAACUAUCAAGCGUACUCGGACGACAACGACAAGGAGAAUGUCCUCCCUACACACAGCUUCCCAGCUAAGCCAUUCACGUCGGACGACAUGUUUUAUGGCUUUUCAGACGAUAGCAACAAGGAGAACGUUCCCCCAGAGCUGGAGAGCUAUGGGCAUAGGACAUUUCCGUCGGACAACACCGUUGAUGACCUUGCAGACGCUUGGGAGCUAUUCUAUGAACUUCAGGAGUGUAUACCUGAGCCAUUGUCUAUUGAUGACAUUGUCGAUGGCGUCACCACUGAGAUUCUUGUAGACGAGAUUGCAGACGAGACAGAUGAUAUGGAGUUUGCCUUUGAUCUCGUAUUUGAGUACGAUGUGUCAACUCCUGAUUCCGAUGAAGAUUAUGACACAACAGAGUCAUCGGAUGCCGAGUCUCUGAGCGACCAGCAACCUCCAGCGCAUCAUCCUGAAGUUGCUUACGCGCGCCGUAACCUCUCCAAUCCCCACAAUGCGAUGGACGCCCUCGCAGCCUUCCGCAACCAAUUCGCCAACACCGAAGCCAUGGUGGACGUCUUCGAGGAUGAUGACUCUUCCAUCUUGCUUCCCUCAUAUUCACAGGCUGACCUCGGACUCGGUCAUGGCCUCCUCGACAACCUCGACUUAGACAAUUGGCCACUACCCUCCGCAUUCAGCGAUAGCGACGACGACGACGACGACCUGUCACCACUUCCAGAAGUCGACACCACACCCCUUGCACAACCGAAGCCGACUACUUCCCACAACACUACACCUGAGAUCGCCAUUGUAGAUGAUGAGCCACUGGAAGCUAACGAUCUCCCCAUCUCUCCUACCGCCAUGAUCCCUACCAACUCUAAAUCCCGGAUCCCUUUCACCCCUACCGUCGCGGUCCCAGUCACCCCCGCCGUCACAUACACUCUCGCCACAAAGUCACAAACACCAUCGAUUUCCACAGCUGCUACCAAUUCACACGGCGCACUCAAGCAUUUGCUCAAUGGCGCUACGGUCAAGGGCAAACACGACCUUUCCCUCAUCCCCGGCAAGAUCGCAGGAAGCACUCGAGGAGUCCUUGGACGCAUAUGGGCCCGCCUGUACAAGUCCUAA